Molecule: messenger RNA, 1895 nt
Organism: Neodiprion fabricii
Lineage: Eukaryota; Metazoa; Arthropoda; Insecta; Hymenoptera; Diprionidae
Exons: 1
Coding region: 251-1798 (515 amino acids)
Molecular function (GO): protein binding
Source: RefSeq, a predicted model, not a curated record
UAAAGAAACUACAGGAUCGCCAACAAAACCUUUUAUGUCCUCGACUCUACUUAUCCGCCGAGUAAUUCCUUCAUCACACCUGAUUCAUUUUGUAAAUUCAGCUGAACACGCCCUUACAUGUGCCUUACAUAUGGCAAAAGAGGUUAGGGCUAAAAUCAGUUUUAAGUUUUUUUACUCACAAUCAGUUACGUGCCAAUAAGGAAUCGUAAUCAAGACACGUCAAUAAAUACGCAAUUAUCGAUUUAUUACGAUGCGGUUAUACAGUGAAGGCGGUGAUUUUAUUCCGGAGCAUUUCGAUAUCCUCCAAUUCUACGGUGAGACUUUAUUGUUCGCUUGGCAUGCGAACAAAUUGAAAGUAUGGAACUACGACGAUGCGGCAGGCGAUUCGACCCCACGGACGAUAUUGGUUCCGGGAAAAGUUGAAUGCGUUCAAAGUUUUAACGAAAGAAUUUUCGUCACAUGUAGCACGUCGGGUGUUUACAAAUUGGCGAAAAAUUAUCAGUUCGCUGUACUGAGCAAAUCUGCGAUCGGUAUCGGCGCGAAAUUUUAUCAGGUGUUCAGACUGGAGGAAGGCUACAUAUACUUGAUCGACAAACAAGAGAAAACGUCCAAGCUCCUACUGAAGCAUAAACCGAAAGAGGGCGUCACGACACGUUUUGUAGGACUCGGAGAUAAAGUCGAUAAAGAUUUGCUGGCCGUCAUGCUAGAAGAAUCCGUUGGAGAUAGCGAGAUAUGCAUAUUCAGCAACGGGUAUGAGAUUUAUAAAAUCGCUCAAAACUCGGUGAAAAUUCUGUACAGCUCCUCUAGCCCUAUCGUCGAUGUCGUGAAAAUUGAGAAAAACGAAAAAGUCACAUCUCUACUGUACGUGACGAAGAAAAGCGCUGUUAUUCUUAUGUAUGCUAAGGACAACGAGCUUCGUUUCGAAAAAGUCAAAGUUAAUAACGAGGUUAAAACAGCGUAUGCCAUCAUGGACGAAGUUUCAGAAAACGUCGUGUGGAUCAUUUAUUCCGACGGUACGAAGACUUACAAGAUUCGUAAAGUCCUGGAUAAUGAUAAUCUCAAGAGCGUCGAGUUGAGUGAAAAGAAUAUUACCUGCCUAUGCAGUCACGGUUCUAAAAUUCUAGGACUAACUUCAAGCGGUGAGUUGGUAACAGUGGAAGCAAGAUUGGAUGAAAAAUUUAACAAUACGGAUGACAGAGAUAACUUCUUUAACCUGAAACCUGAAAUGCUUGAAGAAAUCAAUUCGAUCGUCGAUGAGACUUGCAGAAAAGUUAAAGAGCUGCAAUCGAUCGACGAUAAGUUACUCGAGCAACAGAAUGUCCUGAAAAGAAUCAGCAUGUCUACUUGUGAACCGAAUAUUUUAGUCCCGAAACUGCGUGUGGAAAAAAGGGCGAAACAAACAGUUCUGAACUGUGAAUUCGGACAAUCUAUGCCAGAGAAAUGUCUAUUUUCAUUAUCGGUGAAAUGUUGCGGGCGGAAAAUAUUUGUUACGAAACAAGUCGCUGAAAAUGAAAAGCAAUUCGAACUCUCUGUUCCGGAUUCUAUGCUCGAUCAUGAGUUGGAUGUUACCACUGAUUUGAUCACCUUGGCGGAAGAAGGCUCAUCUUGGUGCCUGAUUAAAAAUUGCGUCAAGGACACAGCGGGCCAUCAGCCAGAGUCACAAAUAUCUGAACGCAAGAUCAACUUUCUUAAAGCAAGGCUGACUGCACUGCAAAACCUGAAAGUUGAAAACAACCUAGACAUCGCGAAAUUAAAUUCUAUAAUAAAUGGUGUGAGAAAGGAAUUUAAUGUCGCUUGAAAUAAUAAUUUUUUUCACUCUUAUUAUUUAACUAAAUGUUUAUAUUACACACAUAACCGAAUGUCAAUAAAUGAGAUCUUUUUAUACUCAAUAAACA